Molecule: messenger RNA, 1561 nt
Organism: Populus trichocarpa (black cottonwood)
Lineage: Eukaryota; Viridiplantae; Streptophyta; Magnoliopsida; Malpighiales; Salicaceae
Exons: 1
Coding region: 675-1256 (193 amino acids)
Source: RefSeq, a predicted model, not a curated record
AGCCAGAGGCUUCAUAUGAUGCAUGAUCAUUUGUAAUAUUUGAAAUUCGGAAUGGUGCACAAGAUCAUUAUAGUUACUUUUGGAGUCCAAAUUCAUACAGCUCAUGGUAGUAGUAGUUAAUCUGCAUUAGUCAAGGAUGCCAUGUUUUGUCCUGUGCGGCUUAUUUGAUGUGACCUAGACUACUUUUGUUUAAUUUUUACAAGUAAAUCUGCCGAAAUGUCCAUGAUCUCAUGCUAGGAUUGCUCAUACAACAAAAGCUAAAGGCGUGGAAGACAAUAUUAUGUAUUAAAAGUUUAAUCUAUAGUCUAUACGUACCCAGAUAUCAUACACGUGGCAGUUCAUGGGCGAUGGUAUUUUCUCAAGGAUAUGGUCGGCUUCUCAUGUCUUAAUCUCUAAAGUUUGAAUUUUUGCAACCUUAGCUUCUGUCCUAUUUGAUUACUUGAAAUUUCUGUCUUUUGAUAUCUACGUGCAUGGACCCAUUAACCUCUAUACUGGCCCCGCCACCCCGCUUCAUGCCUUUAAUCCCGCCGAGACCAAACCUUUUCUUCACCUCGCUAUAUAUAAAACUAUAUUAUCAACAAUCUCUGAGGAACACAGGAAGAGAGAAUUGUGUCAUUUUUGUUACUGUGCUUGCUUUCUUCGCUCUCAGUGUGGUUAGUUAAUUCUCAGCUGAGAUGGCAGUAGAAAUAGACGAUUCUUUCAAAAAGCCUGGAGCUGUCCCAUUUAAAUGGGAGAUCCGACCUGGUGUCCCUAAGAUCCAACGACAGCAAAAACAGCAAAAGAAAGAACUAUCACCCCCGACAUUGCCAUCACCAUCACCACCUUUCAAUCACCGGCGUCCAUCACCAACUCCUCAAGUACAAAAGCAAAAGCUUAAGCCUCCACCAGCUAGAUCCGUUUUUCUCCCUCCACCAGAGCCCCGUGCCCACUCAUUUCGAUCUGCUCCACGUAGCCGCUCUGGGCGUUGGCGGUUUGAGCAACCCACCCAUGUCCGACCUGAAUGUGUUUCACCUGGGUGCUUCCCAUCACCUCUAUUAAGGAGAAAAGACAGCAAGAGGAGGACCAGCGCCGGCAUAGCUAAACCUGCAUCCGAACCUGAUUAUACCUCCGACCUCGACACGCUGUCUCGGUGGUCCAUUUCAAGUAGGAAGUCGUUCUCGUCAUUUCGUGAUUCACCAGCGUCCUCAUUUUCAUCGUAUCAGUCAUCACCUCGACCUGUGAGUGAUGCUCAGUGGGCUGGGUUUGGACUUUUCUGAAGGAACAUAUACAUGUUGUUUCUUCGGAAUGUUUACCAAGUCGAUAAGUUUUGAUUGCUUUACAGUUAUGUACUAUGCCACAUGUGUUGUCACUUUGUUGGAUCUACAGCCCAAGAUGACCUGUGGAUAUUUAUUGUUCUCCUCCCAUGGAGUUUCGGAGUUUUGUUUUCUAAGAGUACUAUCGAGUUGCACGUCGAAAUCAAAGCUCGUUCCAAAAUCUCAGUCAAUGUCGUUAUGUAGACGCCAUUGUCUUGUUUUUCUAUAGAUAAUAAGGCAAUUCAAUGAAGAAAAAAGGUUUUUAUCAA